UCAACGCAGGCUGCUACAGUUGGACGGGACAUGUCUCCUUCACGGUCCAUACUGUUGGUGGGAGAAGGGAACUUCUCAUUUUCUGCCUGUGUGAGCCAGUUGUACUGCGAAACAGAGACCAGCAUAACGGCCACUUGCUUCCAGCAUCAGGAGGAGGCACUGCGGCAUGAAGGCGCAGCCACUAACAUACAGAUCAUCAAGGACUCAGGUGGAACGGUGCUUUUCGAGGUGGACUGCAGAAAGCUGGGGGAAUGCGCCUCUCUCCAGGACCGUGUGUUUGACCGUGUGGUGUUCAACUUUCCUCACUGCGGGAGAAAGAGUGGCGUUAAAAAGAACAGAGAACUACUCAAAAAGUUCUUCCUCAGUUGUGUUCAGGUGUUGUCUGAAGAUGGGGAGGUUCAUGUUUCCUUGUGCAACGGACAGGGUGGGACACCAGUGGACCACCCGAAGCGAGAGUGGCACAACAGCUGGCAGGUGGCUGCCAUGGCAGCAGAGGCACACCUUCUCCUGACUAACGUCCGUCCUUUUGAGAGUGAGAAAUACCAGAUCUACAAGUGCACUGGAUACAGGAGCCAGGAUAAGGGCUUUCAUGUGGAGAAUGCUUUGCUCCAUGUGUUCACUCGCAGCCUCCCCUACACCUCUGCUCAGGCACUUAAAAUGGAAGAGGCUGUUGAAGGGGAGAAAGUCCAGUACAAUAUACCAGCCGAGCUCAGUGAUUACAUAUGCAGGGGAUUUCUCUGCUCAGGUUCUGUCCACCCUGUCAGAUUGGUGCAAGAUUUUCUUCUUGAAGGACUGGGAGAGAAGUGGUCAGUCUCCAUGGCGACAGAGACCUUUCCCUUCCUCCUCACGGCCAAACAGCUGCAGGCGUGCUGCUGUGAUGUCAACAGUACACACUGCUACUGGAUCCACCUCCUUCAGAAAGACCUCGACUCUGAUGAUCAAACCUCUCCAGACAAAGCGGACAGGGUGAGGAGCAAUGGAGCUGAGAGCUUACGGUCUGCAUGCUCUCUCGAUAUUGAUCUUGAAGGGGAAAAUGGUCUUUAUGUGCUGCGUCCAUCCCUGCUCCCUCAAAUGGAAGAGCUAAGUAAAAAAGACGAAUUGAUUAACAAUGCAGGGAGUCAUGAGGGGAGUAAUGAAAGUGUUGAGGCUGAAGGACAUAAGGAAGACGGCCCUUGUGGUGGCUGUAAUGGUGUUACCAGCUCAUUAUUGGGCAUUAGUGGCGUAGUGUUCAGGAAUGUGUCCGUCAGUGUCUGGGCUCUGCCUUCCUUUCACGAGCUUCUCCUCAGAGGUGUUUUCCCUUCAGAAUGUAAACCCAUAAAAUCUCUUGGACAAAGGCUGGAAAAGCUGCUCUCUCCCUACGGGGUCUCCCUGGCUACGGAACAGGGAGGACUGCGUCUGAUGGCACAGCCAAUGGGUUUGGUUGGAAGGGUGUUUGCAGGCAACGCAAGCGACAACAUUAGCCAUGUCAGGGUCACGGUGUCUCUAAAUUUGGACUUCCUUGCCGUGCUCCUGUUCUCACUCCCCGACUGGCGGCUGCUGUGGUCACAUGACCCACGUUUUUUAAAACAGUUUGGACCCCGCCCAUCGCCAGGGGAACCUUUCCACCCAUUUUCCCUGUUCCCCGAGCACAUCAGCUUUGACAUUAGCUUCUGGACAGGGCCGAUGUGGAAGGAGAAAAAGUUCCACGCUGUGGUCCGAGAGGCCAGUCAUGGCACCGUGGACCAAGUCAAACUCAUCGACACGUUCUCACAUCCUGACCUGAGCCAGACCAGUUACUGUUACAGACUUACCUACCACACACACACACAUGCUCUGUCACACACACAAGCCCUCCAGUUUCAUAAGCACCUGGAAUCCUUACUGUCCUCUCGGCUGGAAGUCACCAUCAGGUAGCGACAUCUGAAUCUGUCGAAGGAACAGAGAUUAAAGGCUUUUCUGCAAAACUGUAGUUGAACAGUGUUUACAGUAGUUGAGGCAUUGCUUCCUGUAGUAUGUAUUUAAAAUGUGAUUGGACCUCUCUGUAUCUGUGAUUAAAUGAUCAUACAAUAAACUUGUUAUUUAAACAUG
Chelmon rostratus (copperband butterflyfish) is the source of this 2067-nucleotide messenger RNA. It is a transcript of the gene fdxacb1, whose product is annotated as ferredoxin-fold anticodon binding domain containing 1. Gene Ontology annotation, biological process: rRNA base methylation. Bases 31 to 1893 code for a protein of 620 amino acids. Gene Ontology annotation, molecular function: rRNA (uridine-N3-)-methyltransferase activity. The transcript is spliced from 6 exons. Gene Ontology annotation, cellular component: cytoplasm. Lineage: Eukaryota; Metazoa; Chordata; Actinopteri; Chaetodontiformes; Chaetodontidae. The record is from RefSeq and is a predicted model, not a curated record.